Molecule: messenger RNA, 11854 nt
Organism: Acanthochromis polyacanthus (spiny chromis)
Lineage: Eukaryota; Metazoa; Chordata; Actinopteri; Pomacentridae
Gene: grin2ba
Product: glutamate receptor, ionotropic, N-methyl D-aspartate 2B, genome duplicate a
Biological process (GO): synaptic transmission, glutamatergic; excitatory postsynaptic potential; monoatomic ion transport
Cellular component (GO): plasma membrane; postsynaptic density membrane; NMDA selective glutamate receptor complex
Molecular function (GO): NMDA glutamate receptor activity; transmitter-gated monoatomic ion channel activity involved in regulation of postsynaptic membrane potential
Source: RefSeq, a predicted model, not a curated record
GGAGAGGGGAGACAGAGCAAUUCCAGCUCAGUAUCCUUCCUCAUGAGGUAGGCAGUGCUUGACUAGCAGCAGCUCCAAUAUGCCUUUUUUUUCUCCUUCUUCUCCCAACUGAGCAACAUUGAUGAUACUGUGCAUUGCUCCUGCAACAAUGUCUAACCUGUGUGAGUGGCGUGUGAUAUCUGACCAGAGUUGAGAGAGAGAUAGAGAGGGGAAAAGGACGUCUGUGCCUGCUUUUUUUUUGUCAUCUGGAUGGGAAGUCUUUUUUGGGAGGAGAGACAGAAGAAAGCAGAAGGCAGCCGGGGAAGGGGAACAACUGGCAACAGCCAAUCCCCCCUUCCACAUAUAGACUGGAGACAACGGAGGCCACUGGAGUAUUUGCUUUUAUCUUUCGUUUUUUGUUCUUUUUUUUCCUCAUCGCGCUGCUGGGAGGUGCUUUACCUUUUCAUUUGCUUGCUCUCUCGGUCCUCUGUCUUCUCAUCUAUUUCGCCAUUUACCUGGUCAACAAUUUCUUCUAUUUAUGAGCCAGACAAGGAGGGAGAGAGAGGCAGAGAGACAGAGAAAAAGAGAAAGAGGAGGGGGAUUUUUUUGGCCCCUUUUAUCCUCUUUUUUUGCCCCCCCUCCCCUCCAUUCAUUCUUCCUUCCUUCCUUCCUCCCUUCUCCAUCGCUAUCACUUGCAGCCCUUUCUAUCCCUGUGCAGCCCACGCUCCCUCCUCCCUUCACCGCCUCCUCUUCCUCCUCCUCCUCCUCCUCCUCCCCCCCACCACACGGCCACUCCAGUCACUGUCCACCCGUAACUUUGGCUACUUUUCCGACUCCACCGUUGUUUUAAUUUUCCUUUUACUUUAAGCAGCUGUUAAUAGAGGCAUUUUAAUUGGCUUGCUUGUGUUUUCUAUUUAUGCCUUUUUCACUUUUGUACCUUUUCCUAUUUUCCCCCCCUCUCUUUUUUCCUCCUACCAUCCUAUGCAUCUUUUUUGGCCGAUUCUUAAAUCUAACCAUAGACUGGCAGACGUCAGAAAAACAAGCGACUCCAAGCAUCUUUGCGGAGGAACAGAAGUGAAGCUGCUCCUGUGGAGUACAAUUACCUCGAAACUGCUGCUUUACCCUCUUGACCUGGCGAGGAUUUUUACCUAAAACCGCUUUUAGCCUCCCUCAGUCUGAGGCUAUGAGAGGGAGAGAGGAGUCCCAGGCCGCACCAUCAUGCUACUUCUGAGACGCUGGGAUGAGACUUUGGCUGGCAAAACACAAGGUAUUACUCUCCCACUCCUACAUGAUGCCUGUCUGCGGACGUCACAGCCCCUCCCCGCCUCGUGGCCAUGCCGGGGCCUGCUCCUCCACCUCCCCGGUCGCCCAGGAGCAAGUCCGAGCCCUGCAUCCGCCCCCACCUCCGUCGCUCCACCGCCGCACCGGCACCUCUCUCAGCCUGUCCCUCCUUCUCCUGCUGCUCUGCCUUCUCCACCUGCCCCCGGCCUGCCACUCGCGGAGAGAGAAGGGUGGGGGAGGCGGGGGAGGCGGUGGUGGUGGCGGCGGCGGCGGCCACUACAUUCCCAUCCCCCAGCCCCCUCCCCACCACAUGGCCCUGCCCAACAUCCUGCGGGGCCUCAGCAUCGCCGUCGUCCUGGUGGGCAACUCCAGCGAGGUGGCGCUGGCCGGGGCCCGAGAGAAGGAGGACUUCAUCCACAUGGCGCCCAACGUUGAGGUGCUGACCAUGAACGAGACUGACCCCAAGAGCAUCAUCAAGAGCAUCUGCGACCUCAUGACGGAGCACUGGCUGCAGGGCGUUGUGUUCGGAGACGACACCGACCAAGAGGCCAUCGCCCAGAUCCUGGACUUCAUCUCAGCCCAGACCCACAUCCCCAUCCUCGGAGUACGCGGGGGCUCCUCCAUGAUCAUGGCUGCCAAGGAUGACAACUCCAUGUUCUUUCAAUUUGGCCCCUCCAUCGAGCAGCAGGCUUCAGUCAUUCUGAACAUCAUGGAGGAAUACGACUGGUAUAUCUUCUCUAUUGUCACAACGUACUACCCGGGUUACCAGGACUUUGUCACCAAGAUUCGUAACACCAUUGAGAACAGCUUUGUCGGAUGGGAGAUGGAGGAAGUUCUGCUGCUCGACAUGUCCGUCGAUGAUGGCGAUUCAAAGAUCCAGAACCAGCUGAAGAAGCUCCAGAGCCCUGUCAUCCUCCUUUACUGCACAAAAGAAGAAGCCAACACUAUCUUCGAGGUGGCCCACUCUGUUGGGAUCACCGGCUACGGUUACACGUGGAUCGUGCCGUCGCUGGUAGCCGGAGACACUGACGUCGUGCCUGCGGAGUUCCCCACAGGCCUGCUCUCUGUGUCCUACGAUGAGUGGGACUACGGCCUGGAGGCCCGAGUUCGUGACGGCGUGGCGAUCAUCACCAUGGCAACGUCCACUAUGAUGAUGGACCGCGGGCCUCACACCCUGUUGAAGUCCGAGUGCCACGGAGCUCCUGACAAGAAGACCCCCAUCUCAGGCAACCCCAACGAAGUGCUCAGGUACCUGAUGAAUGUGACGUUUGAGGGGCGUAAUCUGUCGUUCAGCGAGGACGGAUACCAGAUGCACCCCAAGCUGGUCAUCAUUCUGCUCAACAAGGAGAGACAAUGGGAUAGGGUGGGUAAAUGGGAGAACGGCUCCCUGUCCAUGAAGUACCAUGUGUGGCCUCGCUAUGAACUGUAUGGGGGGCAGCAAACAGAGGACGACCACCUGUCCAUUGUAACGCUGGAGGAAGCUCCGUUUGUCAUCGUGGAAGACGUGGAUCCGCUCAGUGGGACCUGCAUGAGGAACACUGUACCCUGCCGGAAACAGAUCAAAACACUCAACCAGACAAAGGAGUCGGGGAUCUACAUCAAGCGCUGCUGUAAAGGUUUCUGCAUCGACAUCCUGAAGAAGAUUGCCAAGACGGUAAAAUUCACGUACGACCUUUACCUCGUCACUAAUGGAAAGCACGGCAAGAAAAUCAACGGAACCUGGAAUGGCAUGGUGGGAGAGGUGGUGUUAAAAAACGCUCACAUGGCCGUCGGCUCCUUGACCAUCAACGAGGAGAGAUCAGAGGUCAUCGACUUCUCCGUCCCUUUCAUUGAGACGGGUAUCAGCGUCAUGGUGUCCCGUAGCAACGGCACAGUUUCGCCCUCGGCCUUCUUAGAGCCCUUCAGUGCGGAUGUGUGGGUGAUGAUGUUCGUGAUGCUGUUGCUGGUGUCAGCAGUGGCUGUGUUUAUAUUCGAGUACUUCAGCCCUGUGGGCUACAACCGCUGUCUGGCUGACGGCAAAGAGCCUCAUGGUCCGUCCUUCACCAUCGGUAAGGCCAUCUGGCUGCUGUGGGGUCUGGUCUUCAACAACUCUGUGCCGGUGCAGAACCCCAAAGGCACCACCAGUAAGAUCAUGGUGUCAGUGUGGGCCUUCUUUGCUGUCAUCUUCUUGGCCUCCUACACUGCUAACCUGGCCGCUUUCAUGAUCCAGGAGGAAUACGUGGACCAGGUAUCCGGUCUCUCAGACAAGAAGUUCCAGAGUCCCAACGACUUUUCACCUCCGUUUCGGUUUGGUACCGUCCCCAACGGCAGCACAGAGAGAAACAUCAGAAACAACUAUCCAGAAAUGCAUUCCUACAUGACAAAGUUCCAUCAGAGAAACGUCAAUGAAGCUCUGCAGAGUCUCAAAUCUGGCAAACUAGAUGCUUUCAUUUACGACGCGGCCGUGCUGAACUACAGGGCCGGCAGAGACGAGGGCUGUAAGCUGGUGACCAUCGGCAGCGGCUACAUCUUCGCCACCACAGGGUACGGCAUCGCCAUCCAGAAGGAGUCGCUCUGGAAGAGACACGUGGACCUGGCAAUCCUGCAGCUCUUUGGAGACGGUGAGAUGGAGGAGCUGGAGUCCCUGUGGUUGACCGGGAUCUGCCACCACGAGAAGAACGAGGUGAUGUCCAGUCAGCUGGACGUGGACAACAUGGCUGGGGUCUUCUACAUGCUGGGUGCCGCCAUGGCUCUCUCACUCAUCACCUUCAUCUGCGAACACUGGUUCUACUGGCAGCUGCGCUUCUGCUUCAUGGGCGUCUGCUCCGGCCAGCCCGGCUUCGUCUUCUCGAUCAGCAGGGGCAUUUACAGCUGUAUUCAUGGAGUGCAGAUCGAGGAGAAAAGCAGCUCUGCACUGAACUCCCCAUCAGCCACCAUGAACAACACGCAUUCCAACAUUAUGCGCCUCUUACGCACUGCUAAGAACAUGGCCUCCCUGUCCGGGGUGAACGGCUCACCACACAGCGCUCUGGACUUCAUCCGUCGUGAAUCUUCAGUUUAUGACAUAUCAGAACACCGCCGCAGCUUGGCAGGCCAUUCAGACUGCAAACCUCCUUAUCUACCAGAAGACAACAUGUUUAGCGACUACAUCAGUGAGGUGGAGAGGACGUUUGGCAACCUCCACCUCAAGGACAGUAAUUUGUACCAGGACCACUACCUACACCACCACGGCUCAACGCUAGGGCUUAGCGGACCUCCUCCCAACAGACCCCAAAGUUUGGGAAGUGCUAGUUCUCUGGAGGGUGGCAUGUUCGACUGUGACAGUCUGGGUGGAGGGGUGGCCCCUAUUUUUACCACCCAGCCCUGCUCAGCACUGACCCACAGGAACAUGAGCAAGUUUGACCUGCUGUCUGGACAGACUCCUCCAUCGGGGCAAAGCUUCAAGGGAGGUCUGCCAGAUCUGUACGGCAAGUUCUCCUUCAAGGGGGGUGCCUCAAGUUCCACCUACAUCCCUGGACACAACUACUGUGGAGGGAGAGGAGAUGACGAUGGGAAUAUACGUUCAGAUGUCUCAGACAUUUCCACGCACACAGUAACUUAUGGUAACCUGGAGGGUAAUGCCAAGAAGCGCAAACAAUACCGUGAUAGCUUGAAAAAGAGGCCGGCCUCUGCCAAGUCCAGACGGGAGCUGGACGAGAUUGAGCUGGGCUACAGGAGGAAGCCCUACCACAUUAGCCACCACCACUACCACGGCCACCGCUCUGCCUCCCCACCACUUCUGCCCUCUGAACGUAAGAGAGGUGGUGGAGGAAGUGGAGGAGGAAACAACGAUGGGAACUCUUAUCUUUUCAGAGAAAAGGAGAGCGUUAGGGAUUUUUAUUUGGACCAGUUUCGGCCCAAAGAGGGCGUUCCUCAGUGGGAACAUGUGGACUUGACAGAGGGUCCUGGGAGCAGAGAUGGAGGCGUGGCCACUUGCACCUCCCUGGUACCAGUGGAUGACUUUCUAAAGAGCAAACCCAAAAAGUCCGAUUCAAAGAGCGGGGGUGGAUCUGGGUUGGCAGGAGGAGAGUGGGAGUGCAGGAACUGUCGGGCUAGCGGGGGAGCAGGGGGCAAGCAGAUGUCCAUCCAUGGAGGGGGUGGGUACGGUGGUAUGAGCUGUGGGUCCUCACAAGGCGGAAACAGCCGCCCCAGCUCUGCGACCUGCAUGCGCUGCGAAGGUUGUAAAAAGACAGGAAACCUCUAUGAUAUCAGCGAGGACAAUAACCACCUCUUGGAACAGAUGGGGGGAGGGCAAAGUGUGGUGGGAGGAGGUAUGGGUGCAGGCCCUCAGUCUCAAUCUCAGGCCCAGCAACGGAGGAAGAGUGGAGGGUUCGGUAAGCCACUGAGGCGGCAGCACUCAUAUGACGCGUUUGUUGACCUUCAGAAAGAGGAAUCGGGUGGAAUGGGAAGCUUGAUGGGAGGUUUAGGAGGAGGUGGAGGGAUGAGUGGUGCAGGUAUGGGAAUGCUGCCCCCACCCAGGAGUGUAAGCCUGAAGGAGAAAGAACGCUACGUGGAAGGCAGCAGCCCUUUCGCACACAUAUUUGACCGUCACGGAGGCUCAGAGAGGGACAGAGACAGGGACCCGCUGUUUUAUGGAGGUGACAGCCGGAAAGGACCUGGCUCGCCGUUUGGCCUGUUCCGAGGUGGCGAAGGCCUCCACCGCCGCUCCUUUGGAGAGAGAGACAUGAGAGACAGGGACAGGUCUCUGAUGGAAGGAGGAGGUGGGGCAGCUUUCUCUUUAUCCAAAUCUCUUUACCCUGACCGGGUAAACCAAAACCCCUUUAUACCCACCUUUGGCGACGACCAGUGUCUGAUGCACGGAGCCAAACAAUAUUACAUGAAAAAGCAACAGCAGCAGCAACAAGUUGCCAAAAACAGCCGAAGUGACUUCAGGAGCCAGAGUACCACGUCAUAUCUGCCAUCGUCUGCCACGACCGGGGUGAUGACCCCCCGGUUCCCGAAAGAGCUCAGCCUCGGUGGAAUGAACCACCACGGCUCCAUGCUGGGGGUCGGCCCCCCGCGUCCCUUCAACGGAAGCAAUGGCCAUGUGUACGAGAAACUCUCCAGCAUUGAGUCUGAUGUGUGAAAGAACAAACACGGGGAGGAGACGUGGACGAUGGCAGGGGAGGAGGAGGAGAGCAAUAGAGGCAUCUAGUGUUACAAGAUCAGGGAUGAUUCAAAAGACACUGUAGACACACUGAAACCUUAGCCCAUACCGAGACAGAGAGAUGAGAGGAAAGAGGAGAGAAACAAAAAAGGAGGAAAAGACUGAAAGGUAGAGACUCUGAAGUAUACAAAUAAGAGUAAGGGGGAUAAUUUUGCAAGAAAAUAUGGGUAAAAACAAUCAGGAGACCCUGAGGAGGUGUGGGAUGCUUACCCACUCUCAAAAAUGGCCAAAGCUACUCUACUUUUAUGUCCAAACAUACUCAAUUAACAUUCCCCUCGACCUCACAAAAGCACUCAAGUCCCAUCAUUUCAUCCGCCAGUGUGGUAGAAGUCAAUGUACUUGGUUGAAGUGAGGCGACACCUCGUCUUAGUUCGAUGUCGAGCUCGGCACGAGUUGACGGCUGUCUGAAGACUCCCGCUGAGCGCUCGUGAGGAAGGACAGCGAGAGCGGAGACGGGAGCGAACUGCCCAUCUGCCACUGUGUCACUGCAGAAAGUAGACAUGUUUACCAGAGCCGCGACACAGGAUAGGACUGGUGCUUCUCCAUCUUUCCCUCUCCCGCUCUCUCUAGAUGGAGGCCCGUCCAUCUCUCUUUGCCCCUGCACUCUUCUGUUCCCCCCUCUCCUCUUCCUCUCAGCCCCGCUCCUCCUCCUCCUCCUCCUCCUCCUCCUCCUCCUCCUCCUCAUGCCAAAAGAGCUGAUCUUGUUUGCUAUGAGAAAUACAAUCAUGAAUGAUAAUAACAUAUUCUUAUAGAAAAAACAGGGUAUAAGAACAACAAUAAUACUGAUAAUGUUGUGAAUAACAAAGAUGUUAGUGCUGAUUAUGAUAACACUGCUUAUGAUAUCACUAAGUUUUUCUUGUUUUGUGUUCUGUUGGUAUAAUAUUUCACUACUGUUUUAGUAUCUGUAGUUGUAUUCGGUCUGCCCCUGGUGGCAGCUGAAAGGUUGUUCUUAGUUCAACCAACAAGCCAGAAAGACUGACUCCUGUUUUUCUGUUUUCUGUAGAAUAUUUUACUCCAUUCUCAUAUGUUUAUUUGCUCCUCGUGGAAAAACAGGAUCUGGGAGACACAUUUUUGGAGCUGACAGAUCCUUAUUUGAUGUUUUCGAGACAUUACACGAAUCAAGUGCACACACACACACACUUAAACACAUAACAGUUUUUGUCGGUCUGAACUUGUGUUACUGUGAACAACAAUGUUUCGUCAGAAGCUGAAGAUACUGAGAGGAAGGACGUGCCUUAAUGGUCUCCGGUGGAAGUGUCCUCCAGUUCACAAGUGGUCCUCACACGGCAGCAACCAGGAAGGACCGGGCUGCUUCGCGUCACAUUUAUGAGCCAAAACUGCAGUAAAAAUUUACAGCAGGGUCGAGACGCUGCUGCUGCUGCUGCUGCUGAUGGUUUCGAUACAAGAUGCCGUUUAAGAUCUUUUAUAACUUCGUAAAAAUAUUUCAUAUGUAAAGUGUGGGCGGUGUUUUAUGAACCAAUUGUAUUCAGGAUGUCCCGUUGUUAACGGAUAGACCGACGCGUCUCAAUUCACAACAUGGCAGCCUUUAGACCACUUCUUUUAUUCAGGUUACAUGACAACUGUCACCAGGCACUUACUUUUUUCGGCCUCUCACUAGUAUCUCGUCGAAGGCAUUACUUUUCACUCAGUCGGAAAGCUUUGUCUGGACAUUGUGUAUAAUUAAUAUAUGCACUGUCGUUUAUGUAGGCGAAUCGCCGAAUGAAAAUACAACAGAAAUGUGUAGGUGAAGUGUUGUUGCCCCACGACAAUGAUAAAAGCUCGAGCCGAGGAGGAUGUCUAUUUGAGAGAGGCUUCUUAAACGCUGACUGAGGGAAGGCGGCCAUCUUGCGAGAGAUUGCUUUUUACUUUGACUGAUGUAGAUAGUCUUUUUAGCUGAAGAGGCCUCAUUUAUUGCACAGGACUUUUUACUCAGUGUAGGUUUCAGGCACUCAGUAGACAUGCCUUAUCAUCCCAUUGCUACCCCCCACCCCACCCCACCCCCGAGCUGUCUGAUGAUGACUCAUCGCGUUACUGUACAGAACAGAGAAGAAGCCUCUACUAGUUAUUUAAAGGUUUUGAUCUUCGAUUAGCCGGUGUCAGAAGUUCAAGGGCUGCGGGAGAUUGCGCAGGAGUGCUGGCCUGAGACGGGAGCCGCUCGAGUGUGUAGAUCUUCGUCAUUCGCGAUCUUCAACCCCCGAUCUAAACGCACCCGUGUAAUAAGUUGUGUGUGUAUGCGGAGGGAAAUCACAAUUGAGUGAUAACAGCAGAUUUUUUUUUCUCUUCUUCUUCUUCUUCCCGCUAACACUGCUGAUAACUAUUCAUAAAUUCAACAACCUCUUCUCCUCCCUCGCUCCGCAGAUAACACUGUCAAAGCGAGACUGAUCGAGUUAGCCUUAAAUCAGAUUCAUCCUCCCUGCCCCCACGCCGCCAUUGACUCUCCUAAUAAAUAGAUUGGGAUCUCUGGAAUUUUUAUACGCACACUUUUUGAAAGUUCAGGUCAACCAUUAUCAGCGAGGUGUUACAAGAAGGAGACACUAGGACGAGGAUGUGACAAGGAAAUAAGAAGGAGAAGAAGAAAGACUGUGGGUUGAGUGGGCAUCAAUCAGUGUCAGCAUUAGUAUGUUAAAUCUUUUCCUUGUAAAUAAUAUAUUUAAAAAUGUUUUCACUUUGUACAGUAAACAGACAGACAGGAUGUAACUUUAAAUAUGUUUUACAGCAAUUUAAGAAAUAAACAAAACAAUGAUAAAAACUCAUAAAAACAAAAAAGACAUGAACAAAAAUAUGCAAAAUAUAGUUAAGACACAAAUAUUACUAAUCAUAAGUGAUAUAAUUGAACCUCUUUUUCUUUCAAUCUCAUGUUUACUUAAUUAUAAUAGUUUACCAAUCAGUAUACUGAUUAUGUUAAGAAUUAUGCUUUCUUCUUAUUUUCACUGAAGUGUUGGAAAUUGAGGAUAAUUUACUGUAGGUGUAGACGUUUGGUGAUAAAAAAGGGGAAAGUUUAGUUUUAGGAGUCUUUGCUAAGUUUCCCUUGAAUUGUGUUAGAUUCUCUCUUUUUAAGGUAAGCUAUUCUUCAUGCUUUUUGAGAUAAAUUUAAUUAUCUACACAUUUAUGUAAUACAAUAUUACAUGUAUACAGAGAUGAUAUUUGCAUAUAGAGGCAGUAUAUUGUGAUCUUUCAUUUUUAAGCAGCGAUCCUUGUUAAAAACUUUCGAGAGAUUUGUGUUUUUGUUGCCCGUUUUUUUGACCUGGGCUCUAAUGGUGAUUGCACACAGAAUUUAGAGCCAUCGUCGGCCCGGCCUAUCCUGCUCCCUCUCCAUGUUUGGGAUAGACAUCACUGUGGUAACGGAAGAAAUAUAUAUAUAUACAUAUAUAUAUGUAUAUAUAUAUAUUAUUACACACACACACACACACAUGCACACACGUUAAGGAGACACAAAAAUGUGCACUGGACGUUUCCCGGUGUUGAUGUUGUUGAUAUCGCUGAGAAUUUCAGCACAAUAUUGUGGAGAAGCCAAGAGUGAGUGUAGUUUAUUGAGAAUCCACUUGAAGCUGAAAUGCAUUUGUGCAACCCCUUAUUAAAAGGUGAAACAUUUGUUCUGUCACGUCUCAUUUUAUGUCCAGUUUUUUUGCUACGGGGGAACGUUGCUUCAUUUUAGCUCACAUAUUACUAAACUGUGUGAUUUGACAGCUGAAAAUGCUUCGGAUUCUAAUUUACUCUGUGCAACUUUGCGUGUGUUUCUCCGCACGAGACGGGGGAAAUAUAAUUUGUUGUGUACAUAUGCAAUCCCGUCCCCAUGCAGUCACAAAUUAUUUCCUCGCUCUUAAAGUCUCUAUAAUCUUCUCCCUUCAGCCCUGAGAGAAGAAAUUCAUCUCUCUACUGUUUUUCUCCUCAACUGCUUUCAUGUCUGGAGGGUUGAUUGAAAAGUGAAAAAUGUAUCCAUGUGCGCAUAAACUCUGUUAGGUUUGCAUAUUUUUCUUGCACGCCACCACAUUUAUUCUCCUCAUUUGCAAUAAACAGCAUGACCAAACAGAAAAUUGUACACUGUAUGUGCCAAUACAUCAGUUCUUGCUGUUUUUGUUUUUGUUUUUUUCUUUCUUUUUUCUUCCCAGGCAUUUAAAGCUAAGCUAGGGCUACUGGUUGGGAAAUGGAGGUGCACCUGACACUGUGGUAAACAUGCUAUCAUCAGGCCUUUACCACCUCCAGCUGCUCUGCUCUGCAGCCGGCAAGGCGUGCAGGUCUGGCAGAGUAAGCAGGGCUCAUCGGAAAGUCUUUAUUUCCCUUAAGGCCGAAUCGGUCCCAGCCUCCCUUCUCCGCACAUGCCACAACACAUUUGUUCAUGCAGAGCAAAACACUGUGUCACUUCUUUUUUUUUAAAUUCCAAGAAAUGGCUGUGGCAAGUUUAGUGAGGCUGGAACAUCCCGAAGGUGGAGGAUCUAAAUAUCACCUCAGCUGACGUGUGUUUUUCUGUCAGGAAUUCUGGCACACAUGGGACCAAAUAAAAGCACGACACGGUCAGCUGCAGGGACUGACGGAGGGACUUGUGGAAAAUGUGUUUUUGCAUCUUGGAGGAAUUGACACAUCGAUAUUUCUCCCGUUCACGGUAAUUUUAAAUUCACCCGUGUGGUUCCAUCUCAUGCAGACAGGAAGAAUUCUACUGUGAUAUUAUAUAGAACCGAUCCAUUCUGAUCGUCCAUGUAAUUUAUAUAAUUUUCAUCCUAAUCCAUUGGAGAACUUGAACAUUUUAGAGUUCUGUCUGUGUAUAUGCGUGUUAUGUACUGCUUUAUAUUGAUGCACACAAAAUUUUCUAUUAAAUUGUGUACAGUUUUGUUUGUUUGUUAAUAUUGCUAUUUUCCAUCUUUAUCAUUCAGGACUUGAGAAUCGAUUGCUCUGACUGGGGUGAAAACCGCUGGUGACAUAAGGGGUUGCUACUAAAUGUAUUUCACACCUUUAUGAAAACAUAAAUCUAUCACUGGAGCUACACAGCCUGAUCAAAUUAACUGUGGCUGACAAAAUGUAACAUAUAAUUGUAUACAUAAUGCUAUACAUAAUAUUAUUCUUGGCCAUUCCUUUCUCUUUUUGUGGCCCUUUUCUUUGAAAUAAUACCAAAAUUUUUACACCAUACGAACAGAAAACCACACAAAAACAAAUAAUUGUACAGGUUGUGUAAAUACUGGAUAUUGGGGAAAAUAUUUACCUUCGGUUUUUUUGUAUGGAAACGAUCAAAGUAAUCUCAAUAACAAAAUUAACCACGUCAUGACAAAAUUGCAAAAAAUCAUCAUUAAGGUACUUCUAAUAAGGAUAAUACUGAUAUCUACAAUUAUAAGUGCUGAAAUAAGACUAUUCUUUCUCUUUGUACAUGAUGAACAAAAUGAAGUGUUGAGUAUUAAUAAUAAAAAACUAUAAGUUUCA